This is a messenger RNA of Penicillium coprophilum, 1287 nucleotides long. RefSeq lists its product as uncharacterized. Gene Ontology annotation, biological process: peptidyl-lysine monomethylation. Bases 1 to 1287 code for a protein of 428 amino acids. The record is from RefSeq and is a predicted model, not a curated record. NCBI's taxonomy places the organism in Eukaryota, Fungi, Ascomycota, Eurotiomycetes, Eurotiales, Aspergillaceae. The transcript has 5 exons. Gene Ontology annotation, molecular function: protein-lysine N-methyltransferase activity; protein binding.
AUGAGGCCAGAAUGGUGGCCCGGGCAAGAGCAUGAGGCCUUCACUGAAUGGGCAAUCUCCAAUGGCAUAGAUACCAAGUCGGUGACUCCAGCCCGGUUUCAAGGGCGUGGGCUGGGAAUGAUGGCCACCCGGAAUAUUCAAAAAGGAGAAACUGUCCUCAAAGUGCCGACAAGGUUGAUGCUGAGAGUCGAAGAUAUCCCUUCCACUUUUAUCGACAGACUCCCAGAAGGCAUUGCUGUACAUGCACUCCUGGCAGCAUAUCUCACGCAUGGUGCACCAGAUGAACUAUCAAGAUACGAUUUAUGGCGCAAGUCAUGGCCCAGUCGAAAAGACUUUGAAGACAGCAUGCCGAUCCUCUGGCCAACCGCCCUGGGAGGGCCGCAGUUGCCCAGCAGUGAAGAUGACGCUCCGAUUGACUCGGAGCAACCAAACCUUCUUCCCCCGUCACUUUCAGGGCUCUGGAAUAGCAUACAGCCAGGCACAAAGACGAAGAAGUACAGUGCAGACUACCAGAACAUUAUCUGGCAGCAGGUUCAACGCCUGCGCAAAGCAUGGACAGACGUCAUUUCUGCGUUCCCGGAUACCGACUGGGCGGCAUUCUCAUACAAUUGGCUGAUUGUAAAUACGAGGAGCUUCUACUGGGUUGGCGAAGGACAGGAAACGCCAGAAGACCCUAAUGAUGCGAUGGGGCUAGUGCCUUUCGCUGAUUACUUCAAUCAUGCAGAUGUUGCCCGGGACGUCAAAUUCGAUAGAGAUACAUAUGAAUUUCGUGCCACGAAAGAUUACGAGGAGGGCGAGGAAGUGUUCAUGAACUAUGGCAGUCAUCCGAAUGACACAUUACUAGCAGAAUAUGGCUUCUUCCUCGAUGUGAAUGAAGCAGAUUCAAUCUAUCUUGACGAUAUCGUUUUUCGAGACAUCCAUUCCGCCGACCAGCAAGAGGAGUUGUGGCUAAAUCAAUAUUAUGGCAACUACCAAGUUACUCUCCACGGACCCUGUUACCGCACAGAAGUCGCUGCAUGUCUGAGUUAUAUGAAGGAGGAGGAUUGGCGGAACCAUGUUCUUGAAGGCCAAUCACAGGGCUUAGAUGAGAGUCGAUCUGAGGCCACCAUCAAAAGGUGGAUUCUGACAUAUGCCGCAGAGGCAGAUGCAACUAUCACGGCGCUGCAGAAAGCCAUGGAACUCGACACCACAGUUCAAGCACAUCGUUCAAAAGCAGAUAUGCUGCUGAGGCGGUGGAGGCAGAUCAAGGAUAUCUGUGAACACGCGGCCAAAAAUGUCUCUGUAUAG